AGAAACGCAAAUCUGUGAUAACGGUCUAGGAUGAUAAGUCCUUGUGGAGACCCAGUUAGUUAUGAGCGUGUGGCAACGUGCUAACUUGUUUAAAUUGCACCGCUCUAAGGGAAGUAGGGGAAGUGCCUGUCUAAAGGACAACAGAGCGGUUUUGCACUAACAGGCAGGGAUAAAUGAAGAGAACUAUCUGCCACAGAGCGGUGGUAUCUUAACGUCUUUGUUACUUCGUAAUAGGGCCCAUCGAUUACUUAGUGCCAGAUUGAGAAAGGCAGGCAAAGAUCUUUCUUUAUGUGCAUCAUCUCUUUUAGUACCUAUGACAAUCCUCUAAGGAAAUCAUUUCCAGAAAUACGCCAAUCUGAUCCUGAAGAAUGGAAAUCUUCAAAAGAUCUGAGAAGCAAUCUUGGACAUUUAGAAUCAGAACUUUUGUUUCUAAGCACACUUACUAACAUCAAUAUAAUCAGUUACUCUAAGAAGACAAAGAACCUAACAAGCACUGAGAUGACAGAAAAGAGUAUAAAGAAAGUUCUACAGAGACACAAAUUAUCAGGAAAUUGCCACAUGAUUACAUUUCAAGUUGAAUUCCAGAUUCUGGAAGUACAGAAUCAGGAGAAUUUAUCUUCUGUUAUUACUGACCUCAACAUAAUAAUGGAGCCCACUGCAUAUUCAGAACUAAGUGAAUUUGUGUCUAGAGCAGAAGAAAGAAGAGAUCUGUUGAUGUUUUUCCGAAGCCUACACUUUUUUGUGGAAUGGUGUGAAUAUCGUAAACGCACAUUUAAGCAUUUCAAGGAAAAGUACCCAGAGGCUGUGCACCUCUUGGAGGGGGCCUCCUCCAGCUACAUGGGGAUCCAAAGUACCAGCCAGCCAGGGUUUGAAUUAGUCAUUGUUUGGAGGAUACAAAUAGAUGAAGAAGGGAAGGUUUUACCAAAGCUGGAUCUUCUCACUAAAGUGCCGCAGCAAGCCCUGGAGUUGGACAAGAAGGGAGUAAUAGAAACUGCUCCUUUCAGCUUCCGAACCCUGCUGGGCGUGCUAGGCAUUGAAGUGGCUGUAGAAAGCCUAAUAAGAUCACUUUGCAUAGAGGAAAACCACUAGUUCCCAAAUAGUAACACCUAGGAGUCAGAUGCUACACCAGGGAGCAUGGAGUUUUUAUUGAAUAUAAACAUUUGCUGUUUUCCACUUAGAACGUGUUUGUGCAGUUAUGACACAUUAUAUAUAAACUGUCAGGACAUGAAAAAAAUAAAUACAGCUACUUAAAUAAAAACUGGCAAACACUGAUCUGUGGGGAGCAGCUGUGCACCCCUCCCACACCCAGUCUGAGGGCAGAAGCAGGCACCCACCACCUGGGGCUCUUAAAGCAUCAUUGCUUAGACAUUCCCAAGAUACCCUGGGAAAGGUGCACCGCCCUCCCCACCUCCCUGCUGUGGAAAGCAGCACUCGGAGGCAUUUACAGCGCCUCUCAGCAAGUCCUCUGACAUUCUCUCCACUUGGUUAUCCACAAAAAAGGGGAGCAUGAGAUUAAAAACUUCAAUAAGACAGCAAAGAUUGCACUGUCCCUUCACACGAGAUCUUAGUACCCAUUCCUCCACAUAGAAGAAACCGGGUUUUCAUUUAAGUCCCCCAGAGUCUAAGUGCUGCACUGACCCCAGUCACCCAUUUAAAAUGUUAGAAUUAGUGAAAACAUUGUUUCAAUCAAAUGAACACCACAGGUAAGAAGAGGCUAUGGUGGAGUGAAUAGAGCAAAGGGUUGCACAAAGUCCUCCUAGCAGGGGCUGUCCAUCUGUAUCCUCUUCCCCUGAGUUUCAGACUGCCCAGGACAGGCCACCAGGAGACUGCCCAGUUCACUUCCUCAAGGGGCUAGGGUUCCUGAGCUCCAUGCAUAGGGACCCAGGGUUCUAUGCACAUGGUGAUGCCAGGUAAGACUGUGUGUCAUGAUCAUGUCCCACCUACCCCUCCCCUGUCCCAUGCCAGCAACAAGGGAGAACCUCCAGGCAAAAACCACACGACCACUGCUUCUCUCCCCACACCCUGUGACUUGCAUGAGAACACAGUUCCACUCGUGUCCCCGU
This is a messenger RNA of Phyllostomus hastatus (greater spear-nosed bat), 2063 nucleotides long. It is a transcript of the gene CENPP, whose product is annotated as centromere protein P. Gene Ontology annotation, cellular component: nucleus; chromosome, centromeric region. The transcript has 8 exons. Lineage: Eukaryota; Metazoa; Chordata; Mammalia; Chiroptera; Phyllostomidae. Gene Ontology annotation, biological process: CENP-A containing chromatin assembly. The record is from RefSeq and is a predicted model, not a curated record. Bases 289 to 1089 code for a protein of 266 amino acids.